Symbiodinium sp. CCMP2592 is the source of this 1515-nucleotide messenger RNA. NCBI's taxonomy places the organism in Eukaryota, Dinophyceae, Suessiales, Symbiodiniaceae. The record is from the annotation of a GenBank genome assembly.
AUGCUGGUCAGAUCUCUUGUCAUUCCGUGUCUGGCAUGGGCCUCAGGUUUUGCCAGGCCUUCGCGCCAGGACCUGGAUGCUGUAAGAUCAGAAGUUCGUCACCUCUUCAGCGGAGGAUAUGGAGGCGACACUGCCACUGUUGCAUUCUAUGAGCUCCUGGGCUGGGGCCUUGAACCUGACUUUGCCUUGGAUCUUGGAUUGUGCAAGUUGGCUUGGCGGUGGAUUGCCAAACCGCCAGUGUGGCAUGACCUGUUGCCACUAACCGCAAUGCCAGCAACCUGGAUAGCUCACCUGCCUCAGUUCGGUGAUCUUUUGCAUAAGACAGGGUGGUGGACAAAUGCCCGAGCCGACACCAUUUUCCGGAGAGAUGCCAGUGGAGGCCUCCGAAAAGUUUGUAUUGGAUUUGAAAAUUUUUCGGUCUUGAAGGAAGAUUUUUAUAGAGGGCAGUUUUUGAUGAGGUGCCGUCGCAUUGCAAAAUCGCUGCACAGAGCUGCCGCACCCAAUCUCGCACAAGGUUUGGACCUCCAGAGUCCCCCGCCGGGAUACAGGGUAACGUUUCAGGGUCACCGCGUCAUCCUCAAUGAUCGUUCCUCUGAGUAUAACCGCCGAGCGAAUGCUAAUGCCCCGCAGGAUGCAAUCGCUGAGCGCUGCAGCUGUAUGUGUGGGGAUGUAAGGCCGAGCCGAUCGCAUCUUUUGUGGGUCUGUCCCAAAACUAGUGACCUCCGCAAUGGUUUGAGCCCGCCGCAGCAUCGUGGAGAGGAGCGCCUCCUAACCAAACAUGUUCCAGAACAGCCUCCGCCGCCCCCGGCUGUUGACACAACUGGACUCACUGAGGAGCUCGCCGAGGCCAUUGCGAACGAGCUGCAGGGUGCUGAUCACAUCGUAAUUGCCACGGAUGGUUCUGCAAAAAAUGGAAUUGCGGCGCAUGCGGCGGUCGUCAACAGACCUGAUCAAAUCUUCGCGGGAGCUGAUAAUGCUGAAGACCAGUCAUCCUUCAGAGCCGAGAUGUGCGGGUUAAGACUCACCCUCGAGGCUGUCCUGUUGGCGGCCCAACGAGGCGCCAGAGGCCGCAUCUUUGUUGCAGUCGACUGCGAAGCGGCACUAAAGGCUCGCUUCAAUUGCCAGGCGAUGCCCCUGUUUGGAGCACUGUUAUCGUCCCUUGUAGCCGCUGUUCGGGCCCAAGGUGUCACUUUGACCUUCUUGUGGGUUCCUGCUCACGGGAGACAUCUGACUUGGCAGCCGGCGCACCCCGCUUUGACAGCUGAUCACGUUAGAUCCCUGAACUCUGCGGCGGAUCAAGCGGCCAAGGCUUGUGUUGCAAGGCGCCUACGUGGAUCGCUUCGUGAAAGGUGGCAUGCUGAGGCUGCUACGGCAAAGGAGUGGGAGGUGAAUGUUGUCCGUGCUUCUGCCAAGGCUGCGGAGCGACUGCACGAGCAUCUCAAAGGUAUCAGGGCCCUCCCCCGGGAGGUCCGUCGAUGCCUGCCUGUCGCACAGGGCCUCCCCCAAGGGGCCUAG